AUGCGUGAAUACAAAAUAGUCGUGUUAGGCAGCGGAGGCGUGGGAAAGUCCGCCCUGACAGUACAGUUCGUACAAGGCAUCUUUGUCGAGAAAUACGACCCCACCAUCGAGGACAGUUAUCGGAAACAGGUGGAAGUUGACGGUCAACAAUGCAUGCUAGAGAUACUGGAUACUGCUGGUACGGAGCAAUUUACAGCCAUGAGAGACUUAUACAUGAAAAAUGGACAAGGAUUCGUCUUAGUUUACUCCAUCACCGCACAAUCGACAUUUAACGACUUGCAAGACCUGCGGGAACAAAUCCUGCGGGUGAAGGACAAAGACGACGUUCCCAUGGUGUUGGUCGGCAACAAGACUGACUUGGAAGCGGAGCGCGUGGUGGGCAAGGAGCAGGGAAGUAAUCUCGCACGCCAUUUCAACUGCUCGUUCAUGGAGACCUCGGCGAAAGCCAAAAUACACGUGAACGAUGUGUUCUUCGACCUAGUUCGUCAAAUCAACAGGAGAACGCCUAUCAACAGUGAGAAAGUAAAAAAACCAAGAUGUCACAUUCUGUAA
Molecule: messenger RNA, 552 nt
Organism: Spodoptera littoralis (African cotton leafworm)
Lineage: Eukaryota; Metazoa; Arthropoda; Insecta; Lepidoptera; Noctuidae
Source: the annotation of a GenBank genome assembly